Messenger RNA from Trichobilharzia regenti, 533 nucleotides. Lineage: Eukaryota; Metazoa; Platyhelminthes; Trematoda; Strigeidida; Schistosomatidae. The record is from the annotation of a GenBank genome assembly.
GUGAAGUCAAGUGAAGUGAAUUGAACUGAAGUCAGAAAUGGAGAAGAUAUUGAUCGCAUUGUUGGUGAUUGCACUCGCUGCCACCUAUCCAAAUGUUGUUCAGUGUGACAAGGGUGACGCUGCCGCCGCCGCCGCACCCAGUGGUGGAGCAGACGCAGCUAAAGCUGGUGCUGCUGCUGCCGCUCCUGCCGCUGCUCCAGCAGCCCCCGCUGGUAAGAAGGACGCUUCUUCCAAGAAGGCUGCAGCCCCAGCCGCCCCCGCCAAACCACCAAGUGCACCAGUGAAGAAGCCAUCAGCUGGAAGUAAAUCACCGUCGAAGCCAUAUCAUCGUUACCGUGCACCGAAUGCAGGAAAGCCUAGAAGAGACUGGAGAUCUCGAUAUGGUAUGAAGUAACUCUGAGUGAAGGAAGAUAUUCUGAGGUUAAUGCAUGCAUGCAUGCAUGCACUGAUGACAUGCAGUCAAUUGUAAGCUAUUCGUUGCUGACGAUUAUCUUACUGUUAACUGAUUACUGAAUAAACUUUUCACAUCAAAC